CGACCCAAAUACGGAGUAACAAACUCUUCAAAGUCUCCUUUUUCAUUGUUCCUUUCUUCAAUCUAUCGGAUUGCAGUACCAGAAGCUUCCUCCAUCGAAUCCACCAGUAUUUUAUCCAGGAUCAUCGAACCCUAACCCUAGAACCUGAUCGAUUGAUCGAUUGAUCUCCGUAAAGAUCAAAUCAUUCUUCGGAAAAUCCAAUCGGAAAGCGCUACAAUAUGCAUCGCGGCGACGUCGGAGGCUCUUCCUAUGAUCCACAGUACUAUCCUCCCCACUAUCAAAACCCUAACCUUAUAUCUGCGCCAACCGAUCCUCAGUAUGCCCACGCCACCGCCCCAUACGCAUCGGCUCCGCCGGUUUCAUCAGGUUAUGCUUCCUCCGAUUACUCCAGUUAUCCCUCUAAUUACCCUCCGUAUCCCCAGAAUUCCGAUCACGUCCCUAGUCAACCACCUCCGUAUUCAAACACCUUCCCUCACCUCGAGGCUCAGCAACCGGGGGCUUACUAUACCUACGAUCAGAAUCAGAAUCAAAAUCAAUCUGGCUUGAGUUAUGAUUAUUUGGCAGCUGGUGCUAAUUAUAAUCCGCCGAACCCUAAUUACAGUUCAGCUUCGUUUUCGUCAGCUCCGCAUCUCUCGAGCUCGUAUGGGAGCUCCGGUGGGUCGAAUUUUGGGAAUUCGGUUGAGAGUAAUGUGAAUUAUAGUGGCUAUGCCGACCAGGGGUUGUAUGAUAGUGGUGUUUAUAAAUAUAAUGGAGGAAAAGCGGAUACAUAUGGUGGUAGUGGCGGUAGUAGAUCGGAGCCAUCCAGUGAAGUGUUAUUUGAUGAUUAUGGACGCCCUAUUAAUAUUCCAGGUGGGAAGGAACAGAAGGGCUCUGGGAGUUUUCCUAAAAUUGUCAAAGCGGUGCCAAAGGUUGAGGAACAUGAGGAUCCUAAGGGUGGCGUGCUAAAGUUCCGUGUCAAGCUCUUAUCAGAAGGCUAUGGCCAAACUGACAUGGAUGUGCUAUGUCAGAUUGGACUGGAUGGGAUUAGAAUACUUGAGCCUGCUACAAGCAGAACUCUAAAGAUAUAUCCACUUGACGAUGUGGCAAGAUGGGAGGUAUUGGAUUCAUAUAUAUUUGCAUUUUGGACCAAAAGCUCAGUUGACACUGAACCUAAACGAAUCAGGCUUAAAUCAAACAGCUAUACCACAAACAAUAUCCUGGAUGCCGUGACAGCAGCAAGUAUUCAGGUCAAGGAAAUGGGUGAAACUAAUAGACCUUCAGAUCUUACCAGAAGUGGAUCUGAGCAACUUGCAGACAGGAAGAAAGGUUUUACUGAUUGGAUGAAAAUAAUGAAGCCACAAAAUGAAGAGAAAGAUCACUGGGUUCCUGAUGAAGCAGUCACCAAGUGCAAUAAUUGUAAGUGCGACUUCAAUGCGUUUGUCAGAAGGCAUCACUGCAGGAAUUGUGGGGAUAUCUUCUGUGACAAGUGCACACAAGGUAGAAUUGCUCUUACAGCAGAUGAGAAUGCUCAACAAGUUCGAGUGUGCGAUCAGUGCAUGGCAGAGGUGACUCAGAGGUUAAGCAAUGCAAAAGAAGCUGCUCAAAGGAUUGGUGGAUUACAGAGCCAUGAGGAUCUUGCAAGAAAACUUAAAGAGGAGAUGAGUAAAAAUCGCAAGACAACAGGCAAGAGUUCUGAGGGAUCUGGGAGGAUGAGAGAGGUUGCCUGUCCUAUUUGCACAGUCCAUUUACAGGUUCAAGUCCCAGCUUCUGGAUCUGAAACCAUAGAGUGCAGCGUGUGCCAGCAUCCUUUCCUUGUUAGUGCUCAUUGAGUUUUGCUUCAUUCAUAUAUCUAUUUUGAUUUGUCCAUAUAUUUGUGUGGAUCAGAGAUGUAAGGAUUAGAAUUGUGUAUCCAUUCUCUUGGAAUAAUGAUAUCUCCCACUGUAGAUAUACUAUCUAUAAUUGUUUUAAUGCGUAUAUGUUGCAAUACCUGUUUCUGAUAA
Molecule: messenger RNA, 1979 nt
Organism: Ipomoea nil (Japanese morning glory)
Lineage: Eukaryota; Viridiplantae; Streptophyta; Magnoliopsida; Solanales; Convolvulaceae
Product: protein FREE1-like
Exons: 10
Coding region: 219-1808 (529 amino acids)
Biological process (GO): intralumenal vesicle formation; multivesicular body assembly
Cellular component (GO): late endosome membrane; ESCRT I complex
Molecular function (GO): ubiquitin binding; metal ion binding
Source: RefSeq, a predicted model, not a curated record